CUCGCCAGUGAGGACCACGAAACAAUAGGGGCUAGCGGAGGCGAUGGAACCGCCACAUGGCAGGAAUUGAAGAACGAAGUGGCAGAGCUACGGGCCGAAGUGGCACGGUGGCGUCGAAUAGCCAAGCAGAAAAAAGCGAAGGACAAACAGUCUGCUAAUAUCCAGAUGUCGUCCACUCUUGAGCUGGAAAAAGAAAUUGAAGAACUAAAACAGAAAUUGCUGGAUACUGAGGAGCUUCGCCAAGCAGAAUUGACAGCUUUACGGGAUGCUCACACUGAACAAGUGAAUAAUCUUGUCGUUCGGUUGCGGGAAACCGAGAGCGAAAUGUCGUUGUUACGAGAGCAACUUCAAGAAGUCGAAACUCAGAAAGAAAUCGCUCAGGCCUCGACACCAAACGUAACACCGGAAGCUCAUAUGGAUCUUCCACUUGGCCCUGGUCCAGAUCGAGGUGUAAGGAAAAAACAACGAUCACUAAAGAAGCGAAAGCAAAAGCUAUCUGUUCAUCCUUCUGAUUUGAAAACACAGAUGUCUCUUGUCUAUACCCCUCAGAGUUUUGCUAUUAGGGCGGGAUCAAGUUCUGGGGCUAUUCCUACCUUACUGAACUGGAUGCGCACGGCAGUGUCCAGUCUUCCAUCUGGGCCGCCAAAGGAUGUCACUUUCGCAUCAUCCUAUCCGGACAAGUCUUUCACCGAGCUCUUUUUGACGUUCCUGGAGCAGGAGGCUGGGUUACGUGCACCAUUAAAGUUGUCCAUGGAUCAUUACACGCCUGAAUCUGUGCGACCUGCUGCAUCCAGGCGUCCAUCACAACCAGAUAGUGAGCUUGAGGAUCCGCAGUCUCACAAUUGGUCCCAUCAUUCCGCACUGCUAACAUCAACCGCGCCCAUCCCCAUGCGAGUUCCGGAUGCCAUUCUCUCUCAAUCUAGCUCGAAUCGUGACUCAAAAGCACCGCUGAAUCCUCUCUUUCAGAUGUAA
This is a messenger RNA of Echinostoma caproni, 972 nucleotides long. Lineage: Eukaryota; Metazoa; Platyhelminthes; Trematoda; Plagiorchiida; Echinostomatidae. The record is from the annotation of a GenBank genome assembly.